Messenger RNA from Dendroctonus ponderosae (mountain pine beetle), 720 nucleotides. Its product is annotated as tetraspanin-33. The record is from RefSeq and is a predicted model, not a curated record. NCBI's taxonomy places the organism in Eukaryota, Metazoa, Arthropoda, Insecta, Coleoptera, Curculionidae. Gene Ontology annotation, biological process: protein localization to plasma membrane; protein maturation. Gene Ontology annotation, cellular component: membrane.
GUGACAACAGCUGUUCAGUUGAUUUUUGUUGUGUGUGUUGUAAACAAAGGCUGUGAAUUUUUUAAAAAACACAGUGUUUUAUAGAAAAAAACAGUGAAAAUCAUGUCGUACCCCCAUCAUCGCAGGGAUGCGUAUCGAAGCAACUUCACAUACGUCAGCCCUUGCGUCAAGUAUCUGAUUUUUCUGCUCAAUUUUAUUUUUUGGUUUCAGUGUUGCGGCCUCAGCUCCGAAGGCUACAUGGACUGGUCAAAAAACGAGUAUUUCAACUGCAGUUCGCCAAGCGUGGAGCGAUGCGGAGUGCCGUUCUCGUGCUGCACAAACGACCCGAACGCGCCACUGGUCAACAUCAUGUGCGGCUAUGGAGCGCAAACCCUUUCGAUCGCCGAAGCGGGCAAAAAGAUCUGGACGUCCGGAUGCAUCGAAAUAGUCCGGUCCUGGGCCGAGGGAAACUUGUACGCAAUCGCAGGAGUGGCGCUGGGCGUGGCGCUGGCGCAACUGUUUGUCAUCUAUCUGUCAAAAACGCUCGAGGGCCAGAUCGAGCUGCAGAAGUCGCGCUGGGCCAGUUGAAACUGGGGCCUGCCCUGUAUGUAUGACGUCAUUUCGGUGUAAAUGCGGCGUUGCGUAUCUCUCGUUUUGAAUGAUCUGGGAAUUUUUGUAAACUAGGCUAGGUUGUCUAGGUUAAGGCGACUGUAUUCGUAUCAGUAAAGUCCGUUUUUUCCA